AUGACAGUAUCCGAUAUUUCUAGACGGUCCUCGUCGACCAGUCAAACCACAAAGGGGGAGUCCGUAAACCAUAUUACAUCCGCCAGACUUGAUGAUAAACAUUCACUUGAAGAAAUUGUACCGGUAAUUUCUGUCGAAGAAGAAACCGAUGAAAAAAAGAAGAAAGAAAAGAAGAAGAAGGAGCCAUCAGUAUCUAUUUUCUCUCUCUUCCGUUUCGCUACGCCCGUCGACAAACUCUUGAUUAUUACUGCCAUUGUCUGUUCCGCUGGUAUUGGUGCUAUCCAGCCUAUAUCCGUCAUCAUCUUUGGUAGCUUUGUUAGCGAGCUUCAGGAUGCCAUCUUCCACCCUGAAACCCUCAUGGACAAAACCCACGGACUUAUUAUGGCUUUCGUUUAUAUGGGAACUGGUGUUCUUGUCGCUGCUUAUGCCGCCAAUACUAGUUGGGUUCUGACAGGUGAAAAUCAGACUCGCAGAAUUCGUCAGGCCUAUGUACAUUCUAUUCUUCGUCAAGACAUGGGUUGGUUCGAUAAGGCCGGCGAUGGUUCUCUCAAUACUCGUUUGGCAACCGACACUCAAUUGAUUCAAGACGGUAUCUCUGAAAAAUUCGGUCUGUUUGUCAUGGCUAUUUCACAGUUUGUUACCGGUUUCGUCGUCGCUUUCGUCAAAGGCUGGAACUUGGCCGUUGUUAUGCUUGCCACUAUGCCUUUGAUGGCUGGUGUAGGUGGUGCCAUGGGAUACCUUAUUACAUUGUACACACUCAAGACCCAGAACUCUUACGCCGAGGCUGGAUCAGUUGCAGAACAGGUCUUCUCUGGCAUUCGCACAGUAUACUCAUUUUCUCUCCAGGCUCGAUUCACUGACUUGUACAACAUCAAACUUGAGAAAGCCAUGGAAACUGGUGUCAAACGCGGUAUUAUUCUUGGUCUCGGUUUUGGAAGCUUCAUGUUCAUUCUCUUUGGUACCUACGGUCUUUCCUUCUGGUACGGUGCCCAGCUUGUCAUCAAAGGUACCUUUGAUGGCCCCACCGUUCUUAUUGUCUUCUUUGCUAUGAUUAUGGGCGCCAUGGCCCUUCUGCAAUUGCCUCCCAACUUGUCUGCUGUGUCUAGUGCAUGUGGUGCUGCCUACAAGAUUUACUCAACCAUUGACCGUAUUCCCGAUAUCGACCCUGAUUCAAUUGAAGGUCUCAAUCCUUCUCAAGUCGUUGGCGAUAUCGAGUUCAGACAUGUCAAAUUCACUUACCCCACACGCCCCGACGUUCCCAUUCUCAAGAAUCUUCAUCUCAAAAUUCGUGCUGGUCAAACCGUUGCUUUUGUUGGUCCUUCCGGCUCUGGAAAAUCUACCAGUGUUCAGCUUCUCCAACGUUUCUAUGAUCCCAUUGAUGGCCAGGUUAUUCUUGACGGCCAAGAUCUCAAGUCUUACAAUGUUGCAUGGUUGCGUACACAGAUCGGUGUCGUCAGUCAAGAGCCUGUUUUAUUCAAUAUGACUAUUCGCCAGAACUUGCUUAUGGGUACAACUAAUGACGUCUCCAAGGAAGAGAUGAUUGAAGCCUGCCAAAAAGCCAAUUGCCACUCUUUUAUCUCUGAAUUACCCCAAGGCUACAACACACUUGUUGGUGAGCAUGGUGGUAUGUUGUCUGGUGGACAGAAGCAGCGUAUUGCUAUUGCCCGUGCUAUCCUCAAGAAUCCUUCUAUCCUGCUGCUAGAUGAAGCCACUUCCGCACUCGAUACCCAAUCCGAACGUCUGGUCCAGAAGGCUUUGGACGCCGCGGCUGCUGAUCGUACUACAAUUGUCAUUGCACAUCGUCUCUCUACAAUUCGUAACGCUGAUUUGAUUGUCGUCAUGCAACAAGGUGAUCUCAUCGAACAAGGCACUCACAAUGAACUUCUUGCGCUUGGUGGUGUUUACUCUGAACUCGUUGCCAAGCAGCAGAUUGCUACCACUCAAGUCGGGCACAUUGAAGAAGAUAUUGAUGAAGAAGACCUUUUGAAGCAAGAAACUUUGGAACUCAAGCGCGAGCAAGAGGCUCAACGAGCCAACGCUGAAUUCCGCGUUGUUUCUGAGAAGGCCGACAACCUUGAGCUUACCAGGACCAAUACAAACGUUUCUAUCGACGCCUUCCAAAUCAAGCUCAACAAGGAAAAAGAACUCAAGAAGGCUGCCAAGAAGCAGAGUGCUCCCAUCAAAAAGGUUCUCCAGAUGAUGCGUCCCGAAUGGCCUCUUUUAGCUAUGGGUGUUUUUGGUGCUGCUAUUGCUGGUGCUGUCUUCCCUUGCUUUGCUCUCAUUUUUGCCGAAGUCAUUACUAUAAUCUCAUUUGGUACCAACAUUGCUCCUGGUCCUUUUAAAGGCGCCAACUUGUACGCCUUCUUGUUUGUUGUCAUUGGUAUUGCUGCCUUCUUUGCAUUUGCUGCUCAGGUCAUCUGUUUCGAGGUUGCUGGCGAACGUUUCACCAAGAGACUCCGAGGUGAUGUUUUCCGUGCUUUCAUGCGCCAAGAGAUUGGAUACUUUGAUGAACCCGAACACAAUCUUGGUGCAUUGACUUCCAAGCUGGCCAUUGACUCCAAGAACGUGAACGAAUUGGUCACAAAAACAUGGGGUGAUAUUACCCAGAUCAUCGUUACCGGCAUUACUGGUCUUUCCAUUGCGUUCUCCAAGAGUUGGCUUCUAACCUUGAUUGUUCUCCUUAUGACUCCUUUCAUUAUGGGUGCCACAGCCUACGAAUCUAAGAUUCACCGUGGAUUUGAAGACAAGACCAAGAAAGCUAACGAGCAAAGUGGUGAAGUUGCUGGUGAAGCCAUCAAAGAAAUCCGAACAGUUGCCGCCCUUAACAAGCAAAUCUACUUUGAAGACAAGUACUAUAAAGCUACCGACUAUCCUCAUCAACUCGCCCAGCGCAAGGCUCUGACUUCCUCCGUUGGAUACGCCCUCCAGCAGGGUAUUUCUCUCUACACCAGUGCUGUAACCUUCUACGCCGGUAUGCGCCUGAUGACCGAUGGUCGAAUUGAUUUUGGCCAGAUGUUCACUACAAUGAUGGCUAUUAUGAUUACUGCUCAAAGUAUUGGUCGUGGUAGUGUCUUUGCUUCCACUUUUGCCAAGGCCAAGUACUCUGCUAUUGCUGCCUUUGCUGUUCUCGAGCGCAUUCCCUCUAUUGAUCCCGAACUUGAAGGCAUUGAGCCCACAUCCUCUCAGAUUGCUGGUGACAUCAAGUUUGAAGACAUCACUUUCCGUUACCCUGCUCGCCCUGAUAUUUCUAUUUUCAACGGUGAAUUUAAUCUUACCGGAAAGGCCGGUCAGACUAUUGCUCUUGUUGGUCCUUCUGGUUGUGGCAAAUCGACUACCAUUGGUAUGCUCCAGCGUUGGUAUGAUCCUAUCUCUGGUGCUGUCCGUCUCGAUGAAAGCAAUGUCAAGAACUACUCGCUUGGUAAUCUUCGCAGCCACAUGGCUUUGGUCGGGCAGGAACCUGUCUUGUUUGAUAUGACUAUUGGCGAAAAUAUUCGUUUCGGUGUCGAUGAUUCCAAGACCAUUACUCAGGAAAUGGUUGAAGAUGCUUGCCGCGCUGCCAAUAUCCACAAGUUUAUUACCGGUCUUCCUCUUGGUUACGAUACUCGCGUCGGUGACAAGGGCUCCCAGCUGUCUGGUGGCCAGAAGCAACGUAUUGCUAUUGCUCGUGCAUUGAUCCGUAAGCCUCGCGUGCUGCUUCUAGAUGAGGCAACGUCUGCUUUAGAUUCAGAGUCAGAAAAGCUUGUACAGGCUGCUAUUGAUAAUAUCUUGGAAGAGGGUGGCCGUACUACCAUCACUAUUGCCCAUCGUCUAUCAACCAUUCAAGGGGCUGAUCUGAUCUGUGUCGUCAAAGAUGGUCGUAUUGCUGAACAAGGCACACAUUGGGAGUUACUCAAGUUGAAUGGUGCCUACAGUGCUCUUGUUCACCAGCAGUCUCUCAACGCCAACUAA
Phycomyces blakesleeanus NRRL 1555(-) is the source of this 3948-nucleotide messenger RNA. RefSeq lists its product as hypothetical. Gene Ontology annotation, biological process: transmembrane transport. Gene Ontology annotation, cellular component: membrane. The coding region runs from base 1 to 3948 and encodes 1315 amino acids. The record is from RefSeq and is a predicted model, not a curated record. Gene Ontology annotation, molecular function: ATP binding; ABC-type transporter activity; ATP hydrolysis activity. Lineage: Eukaryota; Fungi; Mucoromycota; Mucoromycetes; Mucorales; Phycomycetaceae. The transcript has 3 exons.